CACCAUCUCUUUGUAAUUUGCACAUUUCUGGGCAGUCUCUCCUCUCUUGCGGCCACAGAUUCCCACACCAAUUUUAGACAUGAAAACAGUAGGGUGGUGACCGGUCUCUGACAAGGGCAACCAACCAACUUUUACGAGUCUAUUGAGGACAAUGAUUUUUUAUUGUUAAUUAAUUACUUUUAAGGUUUAGGGGUUUAGAGAGAAAAGAGCGAGACUUCAAAGAGAAACCAAAAAAUGGGAGAGACAUUCGCUUACAAGGAAUACUUAGCCGGUUUACUUGCUGGUGUUGCUACUGUUAUCACUGGCCACCCUUUUGACACUGUCAAGGUGAUGCUACAGAAACAUAAUACAGAAGCACAUGGGAUUAAGUACAAGAAUGGUUUGCAUUGCACGGCUAGGAUACUACAGGCUGAAGGAGUUAAAGGACUGUAUAGAGGGGCAACAUCAUCUUUUGUUGGAGUGGCUUUUGAGAGUUCCCUUCUUUUUGGCAUUUAUUCCCAAACAAAGCAGUCAUUGCAGGGAGGAGGUCAAAGUGAUGUGCCCCGACCCCAAGUAAUAAUUCCAUCAGCAGCUUAUGGCGGAGCUAUUAUUAGUUUUGUAUUAUGCCCAUCAGAGCUAGUAAAAUGUAGGAUGCAAAUUCAAGGCACUGACUCCUUGGUUCCAAAGUUCAGUAGAUACAGUAGCCCACUCGAUUGUGCCCUCCAAACAGUGAAAAAUGAAGGGGUUACAGGCAUUUUUCGUGGAGGUUUUACAACAUUGUUGAGAGAAUCUAUUGGAAAUGCUGUCUUCUUUAGUGUUUAUGAGUAUGUCCGUUAUUACAUGCAUUUACAAUUGAAACCCACUUUAUCUGACCACAGCAAUUUGACUGACAUGGGGAUCGGAAUUGUGAGCGGUGGCCUUAGUGGCGUAGCUUUUUGGUCUGCUGUUUUGCCCUUGGAUGUGGCGAAAACUAUCAUCCAGACAGCUCUAGAUAAAAGCUCCACAAGAAAUCCAUUUGCAGUUCUGAAUUCUAUCUACAUCAGGGCUGGACUUAAAGGAUGCUAUACAGGUUUGGGUCCAACAAUAGUGAGAGCAUUUCCUGCUAAUGCCGCUGCAAUAGUCACCUGGGAGCUAGCCAUGAAAAUGCUAGGGAUAAAUCGUGACUAGAAGAGGCAGUUAGCUACCAAGGAUUUCUAAUUUUUCAUUGCAUCACCAUUAUUGGGUUUGACUCAUGAAGUUCUCUAGAUUGCACCGGGGAUGAUUUAAUUGAAUCUUUGAGCUCCAAAUAGUAACGAUCAGUGCUCUGAUAUUGCUGCCUGAAAGAUAAGGUGGUGAUUUUUUUUUUUCCUUACAGAUUCUAUGUAGGAAGGUCGUGAAUUAAUCCUGUCCUCAGUUUGGAAAUGCUUAUGCAAGUCAUGUUCUAGGAUGUAGUCCUCUGGUCACAU
Molecule: messenger RNA, 1424 nt
Organism: Populus euphratica (Euphrates poplar)
Lineage: Eukaryota; Viridiplantae; Streptophyta; Magnoliopsida; Malpighiales; Salicaceae
Gene: MBAC1
Product: Mitochondrial substrate carrier family protein
Exons: 8
Coding region: 235-1146 (303 amino acids)
Biological process (GO): mitochondrial L-ornithine transmembrane transport
Molecular function (GO): L-ornithine transmembrane transporter activity
Source: RefSeq, a predicted model, not a curated record